UUUUUUUUCUUUUUUCUUCUUCUAUUUAAAACGACAAUGCGAAGAACAAGCAGUACAGCUGGCAUGUCGGGAGAAAUUGAACAAGUCGUUACCAAGUUAUUAAGAACAACCAAGGCUUUACUUGAAGCUUUGACUCAAUGGUCUCUUAUGCGUGCCUCUAAUACUGAAAUAUUUGGUAUUCAUGACACACUCGAGAAACAAUUCUUUCUUGUCUCUCAAGCCUUUGAAGAAGCCACAGUCGAUAUGAGCGAUUUGCAAUGGAUUCCUCGUCAACUACGAGAAUCUGUUUCUGUCGCCAUGUUAGAAACACCCUCUCCUGCCAUUCUAGACCAAUAUCUCCCCCGUAUUCGUGAGGUUAUUGUUCAUUUAUUACAUGGCUUGAAAGGAAAGCAAGCCUUGUUGCGAGAAAAGGAAAAAGAAAGAGAUCAAACAAGAGAAUCACGUGCAUCCAUCCGAUCGACUGAAUCAUGGAACCGAGAAGUUCCCCUCGCAGCUCUAAACCGAGGCAGUGGGUCUCAGCGGAUGAUGAUGUACCCACAACCUUCUUCGCCUCCUUUACCACCUUACCCUCCUGUUUCGCCUCGUAUGACACCUUCAGGUGAAUACGAGCCUUGGUCAGGUGGUAUGCCUCGUCCUUCCAUACCCACCAACGACUUAUCGUCCCGUAUCAUGCCUCGUAACAACUCAGUCUCUUCACUUCGAUCCAAUUCACCCAAGAUGCCACACCAACCUUUACCUACACGAUCGACUUCUUCUGGAAGAAGUCAUCCACCUCCACCACCUCCACCUGCUCCACCUGCUCCUCCUGCACCUACCCGUGUCGAUUCACCCAAACCACCUCAGGUCGAUGAAAGCGAUCCAAAUACAGCCAGUGCCUUAGCCGCUCUAAAACGCCAAGAAAAUCUAGCCAGACGAUCUUCAGUCCGUCGUGCUUCUAUGUUUCGUGGCACAGGUGAGUAUUAUGGCGGUAGUCUGUCUCGAGGCAAAAACCAGUUUUAUCCUUCAGAAGCACAUGCGCCUCCAGUCCCUAGUUUACCUUCUCACCCAUUGCCGACAACACAGGAAGAAGGCGUAUCCACACGAACCACGGAGCCACACGCAUUCAAAGAAGAAGCGCAUCGUGAACAACAGCAUGGCCUUACGUUAUUUUUACAGAUUGGCAAAGAAGUCAAAAAAGUACAUUAUCAGGGCGAAUUAAGCAUUUCUUCUCUCAACAUGUUAUUUCUCGAGAAAUUCAGUUAUUCCAAUGGUCAAGAUGAUUUCCCCAAGAUCUAUAUCCGUGAUCCCACUGUGGGUGUGUCGUAUGAAUUGACGGAUUUAUCUGAAGUCAAGGAUAAAUCCGUACUUUCGUUUCAUUUUAAUGUAGAAAAAGAAGAACAGCCUUCUCAAUCCCUCUCAGAGAUCACACAAGUAUUCAACAAGGAAAUUACAGAGACACGUCGUCUAUUAGCAGAACAAAUGGAAGAGAUCAAGAAACAAAUCGACUUAUCCACCAAGGCAAAUGAAGAAAAGGAACGUCAAUGGAUCGAACAACUGACAUCCCACGUCUUGUCUCAACAAACAGCACCUGUAGAACAAACACCGGAACAGACAGACCAAGCACCACCUCAAACGUCUGAGCCCCACACCACCUCAUUCACAAAAGAACAAUAUGAAGCACAACGUUCGGAAAUCGAGACAUUGCGUCGCGACUUGGCUGUCUUGCGCCAACUUGAGCGUGAAGUGAGAGAAGGCACGUCCAGCGUGAUUGCUGACAUGAAACAAAAAGCAGCCAGUUUCAAAGAAGCGGCUCAUAAGGCCAAAUCAGCCGAGAUCCCUGUCUCAGCUGCUCGUGCCAGUCUUGAAGAAGGCAAGAAGACAUUAUUGGAGAAAUCAGAUAAAGUCACGACUCGCUUGGAAGAUUUGCAAGACACGAUUGAUCAACUCAAGUUGGAUGUCACUCAACGUAAAUGCCGUCCUUCAGAAACACAGAUGACACAUUGUGCCGAUGAACGCAAAGCACUUGCAGAAGAAAUUGAAGAGUUUGGUCAGUUCAUUGGUCAAGUCAAACCUCGCUGGAAAAAGACAUGGGAACAAGAAUUACAGACGAUUGUGAAAGAACAACAGACACUAAAGGAUCAAGAGUACUUGUUGUCUGAUAUGAAGGAUGAUUUAGAUGCUCUUUUAGAAGUGUUUGAACAACUCGAGAAGAUUUAUGCCUAUCAAGCCAAUACGAAACCUCAACCUAGAGAAUUCCGUGUGGCUCCUGCUGAAGAAGGAUUUGAAGGCAUGGCAAGUGUGAUGAAGCAAGUAGCAACGAUUGAUGUUGAUCAUGAACGUCGUUUACGUGCUUUGGAACAAGCCGAUAAAAUGAGGCAGCGUGAAUUGGCCAACCGUAUUGAUGAUUUUGAAAAGGAGCUGGUUGGAUUUGUAGAGACAAAGAAAUUAAAAAAGACAGGAGGUGCACUUGAAAUUGAUCGUUUGCGUAAACAAAAGGAAGAGCAGAUGUUAAAGGCCAUGUUUACUGAAAAGAAAGCUGCUACAUCCACACCUACUUCUGAAGAACAACCUGUAUUGGAACAAGUAAAAGAAGAAGAAGAAGAAGAAGCAGCGGAAUAA
This is a messenger RNA of Gilbertella persicaria, 2598 nucleotides long. RefSeq names its product actin interacting protein 3-domain-containing protein. Lineage: Eukaryota; Fungi; Mucoromycota; Mucoromycetes; Mucorales; Choanephoraceae. The record is from RefSeq and is a predicted model, not a curated record. Gene Ontology annotation, molecular function: cytoskeletal regulatory protein binding. The transcript has 5 exons. Bases 37 to 2598 code for a protein of 853 amino acids. Gene Ontology annotation, biological process: establishment of cell polarity. Gene Ontology annotation, cellular component: cell tip; cytoplasm.